AAGUUCACGAGAGAGCGAGAUACACUUCUGUCAAAGUUUUCACAGACAAUAUCCAGUGUGGUUCUUUAAAACGAAAGCAUGGCAGAAAAGGGUGAUUGCAAACCAGUAGAUAAAAAGAACUUUUUAAGGCAAUUCAGAGACAAGGAGACACGGGAAUUUAGGCAAAUUACAGCCAGCCAGUUUAUGGAAGUUUGGAAUCAUUAUGAUUCGGAUGGAAAUGGGUACAUAGAAGACACGGAGCUAGACGGGUUCCUGAAGGAGCUUGUCACGAGCGUCAAUGCGUCCGAUGUGGGACCUGAGGUAGUGUCGGAAAUGGCAUUGAAGGAUGCCAAAAAGUUGGUGCUUAACGCUUUCGAUGAAAACAACGACGGUCGGAUUGACAUCGCUGAGUUAGCUCAAAUUCUUCCAAUGGAACAAAACUUUCUUCUGCUCUUUCGCCGCGAUUAUCCGCUGGAAUCCAGCGUUGAAUUUAUGAGGAUAUGGCGAGAAUAUGACUCUGACCACAGUGGCUACAUUGAAGCAGACGAGCUAAAGAAUUUUCUUCAAGAUUUGCUGAAACAGUCGAACAAAGAUAUAGAAGUCACAGAAGAAGAGUUGAUUGUCUAUGCAGACACUAUGUUACAACUAUUUGACCGUAACAAGGAUGGGAAAUUGCAGCUCAGUGAAAUGGCGAAGUUGCUGCCAGUGAAAGAGAAUUUCCUGUGUCGACCGAUAUUCAAGAAACGAACGGGAGGAUGGAUGAUGGGUUGCAGUAAAUUAAAUUCCGAUGAUAUAGACCGUGUCUUCAACCUAUAUGAUGUGGAUCAUAACGGAUACAUCGAAAACGACGAGCUUCAUGGUUUCCUUAAAGACCUCAUGGAGCUGGUGGAAGAUGACUACGAUGCAGACGAUCUACUUGAUUGUCAGAAGAUCCUGUUGGACAAAUGUGACCUGAACAGGGACGGAAAAAUCAACAAAGAAGAACUGACGAUGGUGCUAACAUCCUGCAACAAGAGUAGCACCGUCGAGGAGGCGACGUUUUGAAACAUUUCAAACAAAACAUUUCGUUGGCAAACGCUGGGAUUGCUUUAUAUCCGUAAACAGUGCCAGAGCCAGGCUUUAAGCUUUUUUUUUAAUUUUCUGUUUUUAAGGAUGUGCUUAAAAUGCUGUCCUUGAUUAACCUUUGUGUGCGGCUCAUACCGAACGGGGGA
This is a messenger RNA of Dreissena polymorpha, 1190 nucleotides long. Its product is annotated as calbindin-32-like. Bases 79 to 1023 code for a protein of 314 amino acids. Gene Ontology annotation, molecular function: calcium ion binding. NCBI's taxonomy places the organism in Eukaryota, Metazoa, Mollusca, Bivalvia, Myida, Dreissenidae. Gene Ontology annotation, cellular component: dendrite; synapse; cytosol. The transcript is spliced from 12 exons. Gene Ontology annotation, biological process: regulation of presynaptic cytosolic calcium ion concentration; regulation of long-term synaptic potentiation. The record is from RefSeq and is a predicted model, not a curated record.